Molecule: messenger RNA, 5082 nt
Organism: Lottia gigantea (owl limpet)
Lineage: Eukaryota; Metazoa; Mollusca; Gastropoda; Lottiidae
Exons: 4
Coding region: 1-4668 (1555 amino acids)
Source: RefSeq, a predicted model, not a curated record
AUGUCAGUUUGUCCAGAGUUUACCCAGAAUGCUUGGAGGAAGGAGUUAUGUGCAAAUUGUCAAAGACCACGAGGUGAACAUUCCUCUCCAGUUGAUUUGGCAUGUACUUCCAAAACAUCACCAAAACCAACAAAACGUACAUCUGUGAUAUUGAAGUCAUCUGUUAGCAGUUCAGUUGAAAAUGGACAGACUGAUCUAGUAAAUGGCAAUAAGUCUAAACAAGGAUUAAACAUUUUAGAUAACAACUCCUCUAAUAAACCACAACUAAAAAGUGCAUUAUCUAAUUCUAAUCGUAAGAAUAAAAGUGGAAAAGUUGUGUUUGAUACAUCAAAAGCUAAAGUUAUCGGAUGUGAUGGUGGUUUAGAUAAUCUUUAUGAUGAUAAUGACAAUAAUGAUAAUGAUACAUCUGACUCUAAGCCCAAUUUUACCUUCACCAAUGAAGAGAAGAAGUUUGCUAUGUUAGCACUUGAGAACACUAUAUGGAAUGCUGAAGUUACAAAUUUACAAAUUAAUAGUGAUAAAAAGCGUUAUAAGGCAGAGUGUAGAGAGUUUGAAGAUGUUCAUUUAGAUCUUCUGUCAUAUUUUGAACCAAAAAGGUUUAGUAAUUUAAAAGAUUGUGAUGCAAUACCAGUGAAUUCUGUUAAUUAUGGAACAUUCCCUGUUCGAAAGAAACAUGUGGAUUCCAAAGUGAAAUUAGAUGACUAUUUUAAUUCACAAUGUAAAAUGUCUAAUGACAUAGAGUUCAAUAGGAUAGCUGAUACUGUAGAGAAUGCUGAUAGUGAGUCUUCAGGUUCUGAAAACUAUCGACAUUUACCCAGUAGUGUGAAUCGUGUGAAAUCCUUAACACCUUCCACUAACUCAUCUUUAUCAUCUGACAGUGAUAAAUCAUUUAAUUCAGACUCAUCCAGUAAACUAACACCAGGUAUAGAUGAGAUAGCUGUACCAUAUAAGAUAGUCAGUGUUAUCACAAAAAAAUAUUCCUUUUCAGAAACAAAGGACUCCAAGGAUAAAAGUGAAUCCUAUACAAUGGAUGACAUAACUGAAUGUUUGUAUGGAACAGGUGAAGAAAAUUGUACCCCGAAAAAGUCAGCUAAUGUGAUGAUUAAGUCUUUCUCUGAAGAUAGACCAGUUAAGAAACCAGCUCCCAAUCCUAAAAUCCUUAAAAAGAGUGUUUCUGAAACACCAAAACAUGAAGAAAUGGAUUCUGCUAGUAUGGAAGCCGUGGAAAUGUUGAAUGAUGUCCUUGCAUGUUACAGUGAAGGAGAGGAUCUUCGUGGAUCAAUGUCCAAGAAAGAUAAAGCUAAAAAGUCAGCAUUUGAAAAUAAUUUAGCUACAGUUGCUGCUUCUCUUGAUCUUCAGAAGACUAAAUCUAAACGACCUGCUCCAAGACCCCCUAGUUCACCACCUCCCGAACCACAAGUUUCUCCAACCAGAAAAUUAGCUAAUAAAGAUGAAGUAGAACCAGUAUUUAAGAUGGUACCUCUUGGUAAAUCUAUAGUAUCACCACCACCACCAGAAUCACCUAUUCCAGUAUCUAAAUCACGUAAUGACUCCUCCUCCAGUCUAGAAGAACAUUUCUUCAAUGAUAAUGGGGACAUGUCGCGGUCUAACACAAAGUCAGCAGAGAAUGGCAAGUCAAAGAGAGGCAUCACUUCAUUUUUUAGGAGUGUGUUUCGUAGAGGGAAAGAAUCACCAGAACCAAUUGAACCUCUGAAUCCUGAUAUCACUUUGAUGAAAGCUGAGUCUAGAUCUGAUAAUUCUACACCCUCUACUGAAAUGGAGAGCGUACAGGAAGAAAGUAAAGCAUCUCCAUCAAUGAAAAGAAGCUCUAAAUUCUCACCACAGCCAAAAUUUCGAGUACUACCUAUUUCCUCUAGUCAAGAUAACCAAUCUGAUUCAGCUACUGCUAGUCCUUCACCUUCUCGUAAAAAUGAUAGUACAUCUAGUCCCAAACUGAAAAGAGAUCGAGUAACUUUUUCUCCACCUACUCAACAUAAAACAUUUGCAAAUCAAGAACUAGAAGAACCCAAGGAACCCAAGACGGAAGCUUCAAAACCAGUUGCAGCACCUAAACCAGAAAUAUCAGCAAAACCUACUAAAGCAGGAGAGGAUGUUGUUAUUAGAAGACGUGCCAAGAGUCCCAAAAGAACAGCCCCUCCAGUACCUCCUCCUAAAAGAACAUCAAUACCAAACAAAACCUCAAAUGCUAAUAACCCAGAUUUCGCUAAAGAAUUAGAGAGACGAUUAAGUAGACCUGUUGAUUUAAAUACUAUUAUAGAAGCAAGAAGAUCAAUCACUGAAAAAAUGGGCCCCCCUCCUUCCCCUCCACCUAAAACUUGUGCUUCACCUGUUGAAGAAGAAAAAGAGUCUGAAUCACCAUCUCCUCCUGAGAUACAGGAAGAGAGUAAAUCAAAUGAUGAUAUUCUACCAGUAGAAAAGAUUGAGUUGCCUACUGCUGAUAGACAAGGUAGGAAAAGUUUUCUUGGGAAGCUGUCCAAACCUAAACAACGAGCUCCGCAACCACCAUCAGUUAAAAGAGCCAAGUCAAUUAAUGAUUCUACAUUACCGAGAAUUGAGAAGAAGAAUAAAGGAAAGAAAAUUAAUGUUGCUGAUAUAUCUGGCCCAGUGAUGGUAACUGAUGUAGUUAAUAAUAAAGUGUUAGAAAAUAGACGUAAUACAAUAUCAUUAGGUGAUGAACCAGCUUUCACUACAGCUGUAACAUUGGAAUCUGAUUGUAAUAUGGAUAAUAGUUUUGAAGAUCUACCAGUUAUAUCACCCCUUGGUUCACUGGAAAAUCUAUAUGAAUCCAUUCUUCCAAAAUUUGGUGGCAGACCACAUUGGUAUGAUCCAGUUAAAGAAGAUAAAACUAUUAAAAAACCUACAGCUUCUAUUCCAGUGGAAGGCUAUUUAGAGCCUGUGGCUACCCAAAAUCCUAUGAUAUCUAAGACUUCAGUUAGUACCCUGAAUGUGAGUCUACCAUCCACAGAAUCAUUAACAACUGGUACCAGUUCCACUAAUAUAAUGACCACUAGCAUGAUAGUAGACCAUCAAUUUCCUCCAAGUCUCAACCACUCUGGCAUGUCAACCAGUUUCUGUGCUAGUUCAACCCUUCCUAGAGCUUCCAAAAAAACUAAAAAACCUAAUACUAAUACAUUAAAUAAGACAAUUGGUGGUAGUAUCAUAAAUAUCCCCCCACCCCCUCCUCCCCCUGUCAAAGAAAAGAAACCAGUGUCUAAUGAACCGGGUAAUACUACUGCUGAUGAAGAGAGAAGACUGUUAUUAGCAUCACAACCUAUCUAUGAAGAAAUCAAUGGCUAUUAUAAACUAGAAGAGGAAGACACCAAAUCUGUUGUAUCACAAAUAUCACAGUUAACUAAUGUACCAGAAGCAGAUACACUAGUAGUUACAGAAAAUACAACUAGAUCACAAUCAAAAGAAACAUUAUCAUCAGAAUCAGAUACCCAAUCAACUUGUAGUACAUUAUCACGACCACGUCCUAUACCCAGACGGCGACCAAAACGUCCAGAUACAGGUGGCUCUGAUCAGUAUGUUUCUAUGAAUAGAUCUAAUGUGGCUGUUACUCUAGGUGAAGAGAGAUUACGUGAUGUUUACAGUAAACUAACUGGUAUCAAUCUGAAAGCUUUACAAGAUAUCUAUGCUCAAACUGAAGCUAUAUUAUCUACAGAAAAAUUAUCUUUAUUAAAUCCACAGAUGUUAAAAUGGGUAGAUUUUGAUGUAUAUGGUCAACCAUUACAUUCAUCAGAGAGGUGUAUUGUGUACAAUGCUAAAUAUAAAGCCAACAAUUCACCAUGUCAAUUAAUGCUAUUACAUUCAAGACCAGCUACAGAAAUGAGUUCAACAUGUCAUCCUAGUUUAUUAAAACCUGUAGCUGUAUUUGCUGAUACCAUUCCUUUUGUUAACUUAUCAGAAGAAUUUAUCAAAACAAGUCAAGUUGCUCAGAAUUCUAUUUAUGAUACUAAUCUAGCUAAAUGUUUUAUUGCUGUUGGAAGUUUUGAUAUAAUUGAAACUUUAGACAGUCAUAUUGCACUAUUAAGAGAAACAUUAUCACACAAUUUAGAUGCAUUAAUGCAUAUCAUCCUAACAUUAGCUCUUCAGUUAUUAAGUGCUAUGUCUCAUUGUUUAGAUCAAGGCUAUACAGUGACAGAGCGAGAUUUCCGUGAUGUGUUUUUAUUAACCAGAGCAGAUUUACGUGGUAAAAUUAUAGCAUUUUUACCACAUCAAAGAUCUCAUGAUGCUCAUCAAGGUGAAGCUAUGUGUACGUUUAUUGAUAAAUUAUUUAAAGAUGUUACAGCUGACUAUCUGGAGUUUGAAGAAGAGAAUGAGACCCUAUUAACAAUAGAGAAUAUGAGGUUAAUGUUAGAACCUAAACGUGUUGAUUGUUUAGCUCAAGUUCGAUCAGUGGUAGAAUAUUUAUUAUGGGGACCCAAUAAAUCAGAUCUACUCAAUGAUGAUAAAGAUAGUGAAAACAGCAUAGAACAAGAACUAAGUAUUUGGUUGGAGAAAGAACGUGCUGUAGGUGUUGCCAGAUUUGCUAAGAAUAUUUGUGGUAUAUCUAAUGGUAUAGCAUUAGAUGAUUAUUACAGAUUGAAGUUUUUACUCAAAUCAAGCGCUGUAGGAUUAGCUGAAAGCACUCGGCGCUUGCCAUGAUAACUGUUGUUUGAUUAUUUUGUUUUGUUUUAGAUCUGUCAAUUUCUAAGGUGAAAUUUGAAUUAUGCGGUCAUUAUUUUAUUUUAUAAAUCUUUUUAACUUUUAUUAUUACUUUUAGACUGUCAUGGAAAAUACUUCUCAAUUUAUGAGAUAUUCAUUUUUAUACUUUAGAUAAUUUUAAUGAUUUCAUACUAAACAACUGUAUUUAUUUAACACAAUGUUAAUUUGAAACUAUUAGGUGCAUAUUUAACUAUUCAUACAGACAUAGUUUUUAUUUGCUGCUGUGACAGUCACUUAUUUGUGUGCAAAUAUGUGAUCUUUGAUUAGAAUCUGACUUGAUGUACCAGUUUGAAGUUCAGAAAUCAAGUGAAAUCUUGGUCAAUAACAACUUGAUGUAAGAUUGUAAAAAAAAAA